Equus quagga is the source of this 3019-nucleotide messenger RNA. It is a transcript of the gene ZFYVE27, whose product is annotated as zinc finger FYVE-type containing 27. The transcript is spliced from 13 exons. NCBI's taxonomy places the organism in Eukaryota, Metazoa, Chordata, Mammalia, Perissodactyla, Equidae. Gene Ontology annotation, biological process: vesicle-mediated transport; endoplasmic reticulum tubular network formation; neurotrophin TRK receptor signaling pathway. The record is from RefSeq and is a predicted model, not a curated record. Bases 181 to 1416 code for a protein of 411 amino acids. Gene Ontology annotation, molecular function: metal ion binding. Gene Ontology annotation, cellular component: endoplasmic reticulum tubular network; growth cone membrane.
AAGCGGUAGUGGCGCGGGACGCGGAGGAGGUUCUCGGACCUGCUACGGCAGAGCGGCCCUGGGAAGAGGUGCGUCGUCGGGGCCGGGCGGACCUGAGGAAACGCUCCGGGGCCCAGUGGCCUUAGCAGUGCCCCCUGGCUGUCCUCGCCUCUCCCCCCGCCAGCCCAGCGACAGGGUAGGAUGCAGACAUCAGAGCGUGAGGGGUAUGGGCCAGAGGUGAGCCCCAGCGUGAUGCCCGAGGCUCCCCCGGAGUCUCCACCUGCCCCUACCAAGUCCCCGGCGUUUGAUCUUUUCAACUUGGUUCUGUCCUACAAGAGACUGGAGAUCUACCUGGAACCCCUGAAGGAUGCGGGUGACGGUGUCCGGUACUUGCUCAGGUGGCAGACGCCAUUGUGUUCCUUGCUGACCUGCCUGGGCCUCAACAUCUUGUUCCUCACUUUGAAUGAGGGUGCAUGGUACUCGGCUGGGGCCCUGAUGAUUUCAGUGCCUGCCCUUCUGGGCUACCUUCAGGAGGUUUGCCGGGCACGGCUGCCCGAGUCUGAGCUGAUGCGGAGGAAGUAUCACAGCGUGAGGCAGGAGGACCUUCAGAGAGUUCGCCUGUCUCGCCCCGAGGCCGUGGCUGAGGUGAAGACCUUCUUGAUCCAGCUGGAGGCCCUGCUGAGCCGCCUGUGCAGUGCCUGCGAAGCCGCCUACCGGGUGCUGCACUGGGAGAACCCCGCCGCAUCCUCGCAGUUCUACGGGGCUCUUCUGGGCACGGUUUGCGUGCUGUAUCUGCUGCCACUGUGCUGGGUCCUUGCCCUUUUAAACAGCACACUCUUUCUAGGGAAUGUGGAGUUCUUCCGAGUGGUGGCAGAGUACAGGGCGUCUCUGCAGCGGCGGAUGAACCCCAAGCAGGAAGAGUGUGCCUUCGAGAGCCCCCCGCCGCCAGAUGCAGGGGGGAAGGGUGCUCUGCCAGACUGCACCCCUGCGCCCACACCCACAGAGGACCUCACGCCGGGCAGUGUGGAGGAGGCCGAGGAGGCCGAGCCUGAUGAGGAGUUUAAAGAUGCGAUUGAGGAGACCCACUUGGUGGUGCUGGAGGAUGACGAGGGUGCCCCGUGCCCGGCAGAGGAUGAGCUGGCCCUGCAAGACAAUGGGUUCCUGAGCAAGAAUGAGGUGCUGCGCAGCAAGGUGUCACGGCUCACAGAGCGGCUCCGCAAGCGGUACCCUACCAACAACUUUGGGAACUGUACGGGCUGCUCUGCCACUUUCUCCGUGCUGAAGAAGAGGCGGAGCUGCAGUAACUGUGGAAACAGCUUCUGCUCUCGGUGCUGCUCUUUCAAGGUGCCCAAGUCCUCCAUGGGGGCUACAGCCCCCGAAGCCCAGAGAGAGACUGUGUUUGUGUGUGCCUCGUGUAACCAGACCUUGAGCAAGUGAGAAGAGGGGCCGGGGUCCUAGCAGGCGCCAGUCCCUGGAGCCAGCAGUAGACCCAGUCUCCCCACCCCUAGCCCCAUGUGGUGUGUGCUGGGCAAAUGUGGCCCGAACACUAGGUAGGCCUCCCCUUCCUGCCCUCACUGUCUCAGGCCGGGCUCUGGAGCUGUUCCCCACUCCUGCAGAUGGCUGGUGAUGGCUGCCCUCAAACCCCAGAGGGGAGAGGAGCUCUUGGAGGGCUUGGUGUGAUUGUCCUGCUCUGCCCUGGGCUGAGCUAGUGGACUCAGGGCUGGGGGGGGGAAUAUAAGCUAGAGGGCAGCAGUGAGCCAGGCCUGGUCUCACUUGGGAUCUCUGAGCAUCAGGGUGUCUUUCCAUGCCUGGGAGUUCUAGGAGGCCGGAGAUCAGAGAUUGGGAGAAGAGAGUCUCCCUGCACUGGGUAUUGGGCCCAGCCCUCGGCCUCCAAGAGCCUGCAGAAGGACCUGGGAGCACCACGCCCUGGCUCUGCUGUUUGAAUGUCCUUCCAGGCAUUAGGAUCUCAUCAUUUCCCCAUCGGAGAGUGGGGCCAGGGCUAACAAGACCAAAGUGCUUCUAUAAACAGGGUUGAAGUUCCCAAGCUCCCCCAGAGGAGGACGUGUCUAGGAGGGCCUGGCAGGAUCCUUGGCAUUAAGCAGAACAAAGCCUGGGGAGCCCCAGCAUCCUAGAGGACCUCAGCCCCACCUUGUGGAGACCUUGACUUGCAGAAUCUCAGCCCACAUGUUGCCCUGGUGUCCUCAGCUUCCCGGGGUAGAUGCCAAGCACUCCGAUCACUCCUGCUCCCCUGCUCAGAGCCUUGGGCACACCUUCUCUGGCCCAGAGUUACAUUUCCCCUCCCUGCCCCUCGUCCCAUGGAGUGCGAGACCAUGCAAGCACAGCAGAGGUCCUGAAACCCUUGACCCUUGGGGGCCUGGGAAAUGUAGGGUCUCGCCGGGUUGGCUCCUGGAUUCCAGGGCUGUUCCCCAACAACACAGUCUCAGUUGUGUGAUAAGGUCACUUGGGUUCCCCAUCCCCUCUCCAACAAUUUCAUGUUCACUUCUGGACUCUUAGGGGCUCAGCGCCUCUCCCUAAGCCAUGAGCGGGCUCAGGCACCCCUCCCUUCCCCUGGAGCUGUCCUGCUUUUUUGAAAUAUUUAUUUAUUUAUUGCAUGGUUCCUGGGAACAUGUGGCACAAGGAAUGGGAUGAGGAGGAUGGAGGGCUUCUCCCCCAGGAUGCUUCCCUGGAGUCAUGUGCUGCCUGGGAUUCAGAUCCCCUAGGAGGUGGAGACAUUUCUAUACCCUAAGCAGGGACCCAAGGAGGCAGGUUGAGGAGACAAGGUACCAUCCUAGGCCAGGUUUCUUGCCAGGCUAACCAGUCUAGCUAGGGCUGGGCAGCCAGGGGUCUGCUCCAGGCCAGGGAGGUGCAAGGCCCUGGGGAACCAGGCGGACCUUGGUAUACCCCCUUCCUUGGGCUCCUUUGUCCUGUUAAGAGAUGAUCUUUAAGUACCCUGUGCUUUAUUGACACUGGAGAGGAACUAAAGGGAUCUCUGUGUAUAUGGGCAAUUGUCAAUAAAAGGCCUCAAGCUUCUUAUGUUUUC